Messenger RNA from Petromyzon marinus (sea lamprey), 1192 nucleotides. The record is from RefSeq and is a predicted model, not a curated record. NCBI's taxonomy places the organism in Eukaryota, Metazoa, Chordata, Hyperoartia, Petromyzontiformes, Petromyzontidae.
AUGGUGUCAGGUGACGGUUUUGGUGACGGUGUCAGGACGUUCUCCGCUUGUGCCUCCACGGUGGACCUGGCCCCGUUCCGAGCGGGCUGUGCCUACGACCACUGCGUCGCCAACCGCCCGCCCGUCGACUGCUCCAGUGCUCAGGUGGCCGCCGCCGAGUGCGGCCGCGCCGGCGCCUGCGUCGACUGGAGGCCCCGGGCCGCCGGGAGAUGCCCAUUCAUUUGCCCAGGCAACAUGAUCUACAAACCGUGCGAAACGAAGAUCAGCACCGUGUGCGGGAUGGACAGCUUCGACAAGAAUAGCUCCUGGGUUGGUGAAGGCUGCUUCUGCCCGGAUGGAGCCAAACUCUUGGAACCUGGCUCCAGUACUUGCGUGAGCAAGUGUCCAGAAUGCUGGACGGAGAGCAAGCAGCCCAAAUACGUGGGAGACUCGUGGCUUGAGGGCUGCGAGCAGAAGGAGUGCCUGGAGGGCGGCCGCGUGCUGGCGAGCGCCGUGCCCUGCCAGGACGAGGCGGCGAACUCCCGAUGCCCGCCCGGAGUUCGCCUCAUGCCAGCGCCGCCGGUGCCCCUCCUGCCCGGCGCCAUCGGCAGGGCCCCCACGUGCUGCCCUCCCCUGCAGUGCGAUGCCUGCGUCCACAAGGGCGUCUACCACCAGGUUGGCGAGCGCUGGAACGACACGGCCAGCCGCUGCGUCCUCUUCUCCUGCGGCCUGGUGGGCGGGCGAGCCGCCGUGCACGAGGCCAUCACCAGCUGCUCGCCGUUCAACUUCGACCACUGCGAGGACUCAGCCGAGGUGGUCUACGACGCCCAGGGCUGCUGCCCCGUGUCGUGCCAGCCCCGGGCGGGGCCCGGGGACUCCCCGCGGUGCCGCACGUUCAAGACGCUGGAGAUCGUCCGCGUGGGGUCCUGCAACAGCUCCGAGCUCGAGCUGGGCCAUUGCAGCGGCACCUGCCAGUCCUCGACCAGGCUGGACCAUGCCCGGCGCUCCGUCGUUCGAGCCUGCAGCUGCUGCAGGGAGAGUUUGGUGGAGCAGCGGAGCGCCACUCUACGCUGUGACGAUGGCACCACCAGGAGCUACGCCUAUGACUUUGUGAGGGCCUGCUCCUGCCUGGCCCUGUGCUGACCGCGGUGACGGUGACGAUGAGGGUGGUGGUGGUGACAGUGGUGGUGGUGGAGACAGUGGUGGUGGUGGU